Lacerta agilis (Sand lizard) is the source of this 1456-nucleotide messenger RNA. It is a transcript of the gene CDK10, whose product is annotated as cyclin dependent kinase 10. Gene Ontology annotation, molecular function: ATP binding; cyclin-dependent protein serine/threonine kinase activity. Gene Ontology annotation, cellular component: nucleus. The record is from RefSeq and is a predicted model, not a curated record. Bases 41 to 1135 code for a protein of 364 amino acids. Lineage: Eukaryota; Metazoa; Chordata; Lepidosauria; Squamata; Lacertidae. The transcript is spliced from 14 exons. Gene Ontology annotation, biological process: regulation of mitotic cell cycle; protein phosphorylation.
AGUGGCUGUGGGGAAAGUAGAAGUGCGCUCCGCUUCGGCCAUGACGGAGGCGGGUUCGGCUGAACCGGAGUCGGAGACUUUGCGGCUGAAGAGGCUCCGAGGCGGCGGCGGCGGCUUCUUCACGGUACCUCAAGGACACAGGCUGGGAAGAUGUCGGAGUGUGAAGGAAUUCGAGAAACUCAAUCGUAUUGGAGAAGGAACCUACGGCAUUGUGUAUCGUGCCCGGGACACCCAAACAGAUGAGAUUGUGGCACUGAAGAAGGUGCGGAUGGACAAAGAGAAAGAUGGGAUUCCCAUCAGCAGCCUGCGAGAGAUCACCUUGUUGCUGAAGCUCCAGCACCCCAACAUUGUGGAGCUGAAAGAGGUGGUGGUGGGGAAUCAUUUGGAGAGCAUUUUCCUUGUGAUGGGUUACUGUGAGCAGGACCUCGCCAGCCUCCUGGAGAACAUGCAGGCUCCCUUCUCUGAAGCUCAGGUGAAGUGUAUCAUUCUCCAGGUUCUCAAGGGCCUUCAGUACCUGCAUGAAAACUUCAUAAUCCACAGGGACCUGAAGGUAUCCAACUUGCUCAUGACUGACAAAGGUUGUGUAAAGACGGCGGAUUUUGGGUUGGCUCGUGCUUACAGGGUCCCCCUGAAGCCCAUGACUCCCAAAGUUGUCACACUCUGGUACCGAGCGCCUGAGCUGCUUCUGGGGACAAUAACACAGACCACCGCCAUAGAUAUGUGGGCGGUGGGUUGCAUCCUGGCAGAGCUGCUGGCUCAUAAACCGUUGCUACCUGGGAGCUCUGAGAUCCAGCAGAUAGACAUGAUUGUGCAGCUUCUGGGCACGCCCAAUGAGACCAUCUGGCCAGGCUUCUCCAAGCUGCCACUGGUGAGCCAGUACACCCUGCGCAAGCAGCCAUAUAAUAACCUGAAGCACAAGUUCCCGUGGCUGUCGGAGGCUGGCCUUCGCCUCCUCAAUUUCCUCUUCAUGUACGAUCCUAAGAAAAGAGCAACAGCUGGCGACUGCCUGGAGAGCUCCUACUUCAAGGAGAAGCCUUUGCCCUGCGAGCCAGAGCUCAUGCCAACCUUCCCACACCAUCGCAACAAGAGGGCGGCCCCCAGCGUAGAGUGCGCAGGCAAGCGCAGUCGGCCCUGAGGAUGCACACUGCUCCCGGGCAGAGCUUGAAGAGAGGCAGUGCUGGGCACUGCCAGCAGCAUCGGGGCAAAGAUCCAGGAGCCUUCAGAGGGUGUCGUGACAGCUCCCAUGUUCUUCAAAGGAAUCAGCUGCCCCUGCUGGGAGACACUACUACUGGGAGCUGGCUUGCCAAGCUGCACCAAAGUUCCUGAAUUAUCAGCUCAACUCUCCCAUGAUGGAAAGAGCAGGGCCGAAUAGUAGCCCCUUAUCCCACCCCUUAUUUGCGGGCAAACCCCAAGACUGAACCAGGACUGUGUCUCAAUAAAGUCUUUUGCCACUGCU